Molecule: messenger RNA, 1902 nt
Organism: Mauremys reevesii (Reeves's turtle)
Lineage: Eukaryota; Metazoa; Chordata; Testudines; Geoemydidae
Product: DELTA-actitoxin-Aeq1c-like
Exons: 2
Coding region: 161-697 (178 amino acids)
Biological process (GO): pore complex assembly; cytolysis in another organism; monoatomic cation transport
Cellular component (GO): pore complex
Molecular function (GO): channel activity
Source: RefSeq, a predicted model, not a curated record
GAAGCAUGCGCUGCACCUCAGCUAGCAGGAAGCACACACAGCUGGUGCUGGUCCUGAAUGCUUGGCUGGGGCCUGGGAGGGCAGUGAGUCGGCUCUGCCCAGAGAGGCGCUGGUGGUGCUCUGCAGGAGCUGCUGCUGAACAAUCCCUCACUGCUGCGAGAUGAGCAUCGUUGGAGAGCUGAUUGCUCCAAUGGAUGUAGGCCGGUGUGUGGGCAUCCAGAUAACCAACAACACCAGAGAUGUGACCCUCGAGUGCCCCAGGACUUACUGUUUCAGCGGCUGGGCCAUGAUAGAGCCUGUGUCCCGCAUCCCCCCCGGCUCUGCGGGGAGCAGCGUGUUUGUGAAAACAAGCUACACGGCCUGUGGGAGCGUCGGGGUGCUGAGCUACGAGUCUGACGUCUUCACCCUGGCCAUCAUGUUCUCCAACCCCUUCGACCGCCUACGCUACACCUCUGAGUUUGCCAUCCAGAUCUUCACUGGCAGGAAGCACUUCCACAGCAUGGAGCACCUCUACCACUACAUGUACUAUGACGGCCCUCCCUAUAUAUGCGAAUACUACCGGAAAGUGAAGCUCGACGUCACGGAUGGCCAACUGGAGGUAAUCAACGAGGACAUCUGGGUGAAGGCCAGCAUGUCCAGCAAGGAUAAGUCCAUCAUUCAAGUGCAGAUUGAGCAAAAAGAUCGCUGCCCAGCCUAGCUACCCACUCAGCCAACUCAGGCAGCCCAUGGACAUGCCCCAGUGUGACAGACAAGGGGGCUGCUGGUGGGAAAUAGUGACUCUCUUUUUCCCAGCUUGAGUAGACAGUGAUGUGCUAGCUCUGCUCGAGUUAGUCACUAAAAAUGGCCAGAGCGGUGUGGGUGGUGGGAAGAGCUAGUCACCCAAGUGCACUCUCACCUGACCUCCUGACCCCCAUGCCACAGUGUCCACACUGCUAUUUUUAGUGACUAGGGCAUGUCUUUCUACCCAGGCUGGGCAGUAUCCAGGCAUCCAGGGUUUUGUCAUCAUUUUAUAAAAAAACUUUUGUUUCUUACUUAUUUUUUAACCUCAGAAAUAACAGGUGUUGGCAUAUGAAGACCUGACGUUUAAGCAUUUAUCAUGGUGAUAAAGCUCCCAGAAAGCUUUGCAAAAAGUAAUGCUAAAAAAGGUAACAUAGAAUUAUUAGCAAAUAAGAGCUAAACUUCUUGUAAGUGGAAAUAUGUUUAAGAGCCUGGCCUUUGGGCAGAGCUGUAUAAGGUUGUUUUUAAUUGCAUGUGUGCUUGCCAGGUAAAAUAUAAUUGGCUAAGCAACUUAAAUAAAAGUUAUACAUUGUAAUGGAAACCAAAAGAAAGGGAUAAGUAGAUAAGAUCAUAACGUAAGAAUGGCUAUACUGCAUCUGCCCAAUGGUCCAUCCAGCCCAGUGCCAGAUGCUUCAGAGGGAAUGAACAGAACAGGGCAAUUUCGAAUGAUCCAUCCCCUGUUGUCCAGUCCCAGCUUUUGGCAGUCAGAAGUUUAGGGAUACCCGGAGCAUGGGGGUGUGUCCCUCACCAUCUUGACUAGUAGCUGUGAUGGGUUCCCCCCAGGGUGCAACCUGGAACUGGGGUACCACUGAGCCCACUUGACCCACCAGCGUGGGCUCCCUUACACUGUCCUGCUGAGACAGGCCCCCAAGUCCCCUCCAGCACACACACGGGUAGGAACACACCCAGCUGCAGCAACACACCGACGCUGAGAUCAGCUCUGCGUGGGAAGACUUAAGCUAAGGAACUGCCCAGUAGUCAGAUGAACACACCCCUCUGGAGGGUAAACCCUAAAAAUUACACCGUCUUGCGCUGCACAGGGAACUGUACAGAGUAAGCUCAUGAAAUUCAUCCCCUCCUUCGAUGUGCAGAGGAAUGUACACAGCUUUCUGGCCCCGGUUAUGA